AUGGCCUUUGUAGGGUCUUCCACCCCAGCUCUCCUCCAGGGGCCAAUACCGUGCUCCAAAGCCCUUUACAUGGGCAGCAAGCCGGAAAAUGACCCCAUGCUGUCUCCGCUCGCCUCCGCCCCGCCUGGUUACGCCCGUUUCCCAGGAACCUGCUGUGGGUCCAAUGGUCCUCGGGCCUCCCUCUCACGCCACACCGCCUCCCCAGGCCAAACGCUAAGGCAGACUCCUCGCCGCGGACAAUGGCGCUCACCGAACGUGGGAAAGAAAUGUCACAAGGCUCUCUGA
Knipowitschia caucasica is the source of this 285-nucleotide messenger RNA. The record is from the annotation of a GenBank genome assembly. Lineage: Eukaryota; Metazoa; Chordata; Actinopteri; Gobiiformes; Gobiidae.